Molecule: messenger RNA, 573 nt
Organism: Tarenaya hassleriana
Lineage: Eukaryota; Viridiplantae; Streptophyta; Magnoliopsida; Brassicales; Cleomaceae
Exons: 2
Coding region: 172-573 (133 amino acids)
Source: RefSeq, a predicted model, not a curated record
AGUGUCUCCGUCCUAAUUUGGAACCUGGAGAUGCCGGUUAUCCGAUUCGCUCCGUGAUUUUGUUUUAGGCACAACGAAAAGCUGGAAAAGAAAACAAGUCCACAAAACCCUAACCCCCCACGCAAACCACUCUCUUCGUCACCUGCUUCAGCUAAUCGGGAUCGCUCCUGAAUGUGCAAUCACCGUAUGGCUCUUGAAUAUCAGGCCAAGCAGUCCGAACAGCAACCGCGGGCUGACGAUGGCAGCCAUAAGCUGAGGAGACACCCCAACGUAGAGCUUGAGCCGGACAACUAUGACGAUCUGCAUUUGGAGUUCAGUCCGAUGUUGUUCAGUUCUCUCGAGCGCUACUUGCCGGAUUCAUUUCUCGGUUGCUCUCGCCUUCAGAAAGCUUGUUUCAUGAGGGAUCUUCUUCUCAGAUACUCCUCCGACUCCGACCGAAUCCGACUUCAGAGACAUAGAGAAUACAGGCAGAACAUCCUUGCUUCUUACCAGGUACCGCGUCCCAUCACAUCUCAGUUGCCCUUUAACGAUUCAACUAUUGUUGAACUCCGUUGGCUUCCUCAUUCAUUGUAG